AAAUAUUUGAUUUGUAUUAACAUGUGUUUGAAGUAAACAUUUGAUACAAAUAAACGGCGAUUAAAAACAAAAUGUUAUUCAAAGCUAUCUCUUCGCCAAUCAAUCGUCUCAUCAAAACUAAUGUGUUGAAUACAUGCCUAAGACAAGUCCAGACCUCAGUGGCGACCCGACAACAACAGCAGCCAUCGCUGGACUCGUUUGGCACCGAAUCGGCCGAUGAUAAGACUGUUGUCAUGGAUGAGACCAUCAAAAAGGCGUACGAAGAGUCGUUAAGUCACGCCGACUACUUUGAUAUCAACCGUUUGUUUACAGUCAGACAACUGUUUGAAUCGCGCGUCCAUUUGGGCCACAAAUUGGGAACUCUUAACCCACAUAUGACUCCCUAUCUGUUUGGUAAACGGUUGGGAUCUCUUGUUAUCGAUUUGGAUCAAACCGCUCAACGGCUGCGGGAAGCGCUCAACUUUACCGCUCAUAUAGCCUUUAGGGACGGAAUCAUACUAUUCAUCAAUAGGUCGCUAAAUACAACACAUUUGGUGGAGAAGACGGCCAAAGAGUGCAACCAAUUCAGCCACUGUCGAGAGUGGAACAGCCGAACAUUUUACGACUCGACCAUAUACUUCGGUGCCGUCACCCGAUUACCCGAUUUAGUUAUAUUUUUGAAUGCUAUGAAUAAUGUGUUUGAAAUGCAUCCGGCGGUCGUCGAUUCGGCCAAACUUUUAAUACCAACCGUUGGCAUUGUCGACACCAAUAGCGAUCCCACACUCAUCACAUACCCGAUUCCCGGCAAUGACGAUACCUAUCAAUCCAUACAACUGUUUUGUCGACUAUUCAAACAGUCUAUCAUUUUAGGGCAACGAAAGCGAAAACAAUUGUUGGAUUCAUUAGAUAACCGAUAAGCUAUUUAUCGGAUAAUUAUAUCAAAUAAAAAAUCACAUCAAAACUUAUGUAAUAAUAUUUACUUU
Molecule: messenger RNA, 962 nt
Organism: Oppia nitens
Lineage: Eukaryota; Metazoa; Arthropoda; Arachnida; Sarcoptiformes; Oppiidae
Gene: mRpS2
Product: 28S ribosomal protein S2, mitochondrial-like
Exons: 3
Coding region: 72-896 (274 amino acids)
Biological process (GO): translation
Cellular component (GO): mitochondrial small ribosomal subunit; ribosome
Molecular function (GO): structural constituent of ribosome
Source: RefSeq, a predicted model, not a curated record